UUUACAGAUGCCGUCAACAAAACGAUAUAAAUAGAAGGAAUGUCUGACACUGCUCGUCUUUUCACGGUACCAUCUUUAUACGGUACAUCCCGUCGCGAAAAUGUGGUACAUUGCAAUAUUUUUUCUGCUUGGCGUUUGCGCGAAAGAUUUCACAGGGCAUCGACUGAUCUCGAUCACAGCUCGAACCAAUGCUGACCUGGAGUUUCUCAACUCUCUGAGUGACAGUGGCGCCUUUGAAGAGCUUGAUUUUUGGACUGAACUUUCUCUCCAUCACCCAGUCGAGAUUCGAGUUUCACCAAACGACUUUGAGAAACUUCAACAAAGUUUGUACGAUGUUGGUUUGACGUACAUUAUACUCAACCAUAAUAUUCAAGACACGAUUGAUGAUGAAAAGAUAGCUAUGGCAAAGGUUCCAAAGAAUGCAAACGGAUGUGACGUCACAGGCACCUACUGCACGUUCGCCGAGAUAUCGGCUUGGUUGGACGAGAAAGAUGCGGAUCCCCGCGUUCAAGUUUCAGUUACGGCAACAUCUUCCUUUGAGGGUCGGCCUAUCUUUAUAGUGAAGGUUGCAGCUGACAUGAACAAUCCAAAGGAAGCUGUUUGGAUCGAGGCUGGUACGCAUGCGCGAGAAUGGAUUGCCGUUUCCUCAGCUUUAAAUCUGAUUGAAAGGCUAUCGGACACACAAGACACGUUCGCCAAUGAAAUGCUUUCAAAUUUUGACUUUUAUAUUGUACCUGUGCACAAUCCGGACGGUUAUGUCUAUUCACAUACAUCAAACAGACUUUGGAGAAAAAACAGACAGACAUGUACAGGAAUAGGGUCAGGGGUUGGAACUGAUCUGAACAGGAAUUGGGGCGCUGGAUUCGGGGGUGCGGGAACAUCCGCCUUUUGUUCAAGUCAUACUUAUAGAGGCAGUGCUGCAUUUUCCGCCCCUGAGACCGCGGCUUUGAGGGACGCCGCUUUCGGUGCUGAUUCUCCCUACAUCAGGGCGUUUUUCUCUGUCCACUGUUAUUCUGAAUUUAUGCUCGUUCCUUACGGCUACACAAGCACAAAGCCGGCGAGAUAUACUCAUCUUGUCGAGGUUGCCGACGCUAUGAUGGCAUAUUUGGAAACAGUCGACAAUAGAUAUUACUUAGUCGGAACUCCCCCGGACAUCCUCUACGCUGCAUCAGGCGGUGCGUAUGACUAUUUCUACAUUGAAGGAGUACCCUACGCGUACACGUAUGAAUUACGACCACAGAGUGGAACAAGCAAUGGCUUCGUAAUCAGCCCAUCAAACAUUCCAACUGCUGCAGAAGAACUGUUUAUCUCAUUGUGGGCGUUCGCAACCUACGACAAUCUAAACUACGAUUAAACCGAACUCAAAGCUGCAGAAGCUGCGCAACAUCAAGAAACAUCCCUAGAAACUGGGUUUAUGUUGUUAUUAAAUCUUCAUUAAUAAAUAAAAAAUGCCUUGAAGUGUUA
Ruditapes philippinarum (Manila clam) is the source of this 1464-nucleotide messenger RNA. Its product is annotated as carboxypeptidase O-like. The coding region runs from base 101 to 1354 and encodes 417 amino acids. Gene Ontology annotation, biological process: proteolysis. The record is from RefSeq and is a predicted model, not a curated record. The transcript has 11 exons. Lineage: Eukaryota; Metazoa; Mollusca; Bivalvia; Venerida; Veneridae. Gene Ontology annotation, molecular function: zinc ion binding; metallocarboxypeptidase activity.